GUGAUUUGACUGCAUGGAGAUGGAUGUAAUAUAAUUAUUUACGUUUUUAAUUAAAUACGAAAAUAAAUCUUACUUGUUAUUCUGUCUUUUAGAUAGAAACAAGUUUAUUUUUUGAAGUAUACAUGGAUGUGCAGUGAAAGUGCGCGCUUUUCUAAUCCUAAUCUAAUAAUAGUUCUAACAAUUAAUACCUAGUGAAAUUGUGGUGUGAUGUUAGGUAUUUAAUGCAAGUGACAAGUAUCGACAUGGGGCAGAGUCCAAGCUCUGUUAGGAGUAAGGGCAGCCGGAAAUCCUUUCGCGGAUUUGUGCGACGGUCGAAACUGAACAAAUCCAGUUUAAGUCACACAUUCAGUUUGCCGCCGUCUGAAGAGUAUCCUGAGCUGAUGAAUAUAAAUACAGCGACCGAGGAGCAGCUGAUGACGCUGCCAGGUGUAAACAGGCAGCUAGCGCGGGAAAUUGUCAGACAUCGACAGAUGAUCGGUCGCUUCAAACGAGUCGACGACCUUGCCUUAGUAUCAGGUAUAGGUGCUGAAAAACUGGAUACACUAAGACCAGAAAUAUGUACAAACAUUAGAAAACAGGUGUCUAGGGCUAGUUCAUGUACACACUCACUUGAUAGCUUUAGAUUAUUAUCAGAUAAUAAGUUAUGCUCAGUGAACUCAUCAAGUGUGUUUCAACUACAGUGUGUACCUGGCUUGAACCAAGAAAUAGCAGCUAAUAUAGUCGAUUAUAGGAAUAAGAAAGGUCCAUUUAAGUCAUUAGAUGAUUUAAUUAAAGUAAGAGGAAUAGAUGUUAUCCGACUAAGUGCUGUGAAGGCUCACUUGAGCUUAGAACCAAGGAAGUGUGAGAGUGAACAACACUUAACCAACGGCCAUGUAAAUGGAUGGACGGAUGUGUCCUUAAAUGGCUCUUUAAUGAGUAAUGAAUUAAAAACACCAACAACACCAUGCAGAAAGAGUUUUUCAAUGCCUGCAAAAUUCCCUCUUACAUUGCCGAAUGGAUUUGCCGCAGCACCAGUGAAUGAUAUAUUAGAUUUACUCUCAGCUUAUUCACACAGACCAGUUGUAGAGGAAGUUUUCAUGUACGAACGGGAUGGUGUUAGGUGUUGCCGACUCGCUUCAUGGAAUAUCCACCAGCUGACGAGGGAUAAAGUGAUAAACCCUGGUGUCAGGGAGGUUGUGUGUCGGACAAUAUUAGAAAACAAGUUGUCCAUAAUAGCGAUACAAGAUAUACAGGAAGUAGAGGCUGUUAAAGUGCUGUGUGAGGAGUUGAAUGCACCAACCCUGAGGAGGGUUAGGGAGUGGAGAAGUAAUAGCCAGAAUUGGGAGUAUUGUAUACCACAGAAUACAGAAUGCCAAUCGCUGGGCUUCAUCUACGAGAACUGUAACAAGACGAUCACGAUAGAGGACGUGGCGGUGGACCAGCUGCACCUGGUGGUGGAGGCCGGGGAGGUGAAGAGGCUAAUGGGGCUGCUGGCUGACGCGAGCAGCGAGAGGCUCGUCAGUUGUAGUCAAGCGUUCCUGAUAUGUGGCAGGCCGUUGAUUCUUGUGAACGUGCAUUGCAAAGAUGCGCUCGGCGAAGAGGAUAGCAAGAGACUGAAGGAGAUAGCGGAUGUCGCGGUCGCGGCGAAGCUCCAGCUCGCUUUCUUGGGCGAGUUUCAGAAGUGGGAUAAUAUUGGGCUGUUACAGAAUUGCGAAUCGUUACUCGACGAAGAAAUAAAAACAACAGUGGAUGCGAAUUUUUCCGGAAAGAGCACAAUUUUAUGCCCUGGGACCAUAGACGCUAGCAAUUUUAUAGGACGUUCGGGGGCUGUUAAAUCUGGGCUCUGUCAUCUGGCAAUACCACGCGGCUGGUCUUGGGGCGGGCCAGCGUCACCCUUCUGCCCAGUGUGGACAGAACUAAAAAUACCCGAUUGACAAAAAAUAAAAGUUGUCGAUGGUAGAAAAUUAUCUGUGGUGUAUUGCGCGACGACAGCGCUCUUCCUUCUCAUACAGUGUCUAUACUUUCUGUUCCAUAUCUUAAACUUCGUAUAGGUCGGCCAUUUUGAAUUUUUCUGAAGUUCCCGCUAUUUUUACGUUUUCUUUUUUUGGGGGGGAUUUUGAAUAGUUUAAGCAAAUCAAAUUAAUUUUGCAUUUUGUCGAAUUAUUACUUACGUAAUCAAUGAUUGUAUUUAUUGUAAUAUAUUUAUGACAUAAUAUAUUCGAGUGUAGAUAAUAAAAAUUUCUGUAAAUAGGCUGUAAUUAUUAUCGUAUCAUGUUCCUUUUAUACUUCCAUUUGAAUAGCUAAAGAAUUGCGUCCUCAGGUUGAAAUACUAUUAUAAAAAUGCUAUAUUUUUGAAGAUAGAUAAAAUGCUCUACUUAACAUUUUCAGGAAUUCCAUUUUUAGAUUGUAAGAAAUCGAUGCCAAAUUUUUCGUGUCAAUAAAGUAAUUUUUAUCAGAUUCGUGUAGAUUUCAACAGUUUUUUUGAAUAUUAACAAUAUUUUUCUCGAAACUACGGUAGUGAUUAUUUUCCAAUAUUUACUUAGAGAAUAGAAGAAAAUAUUUUUGAUGCGCAAUAGUUAAAAUUCCAUACGACUAGUGUUACGGGCAUCUUAAUUAAAUUGUAACGUUGUAUGUACCUGAGAAAAUUUCCUCUUAGAUAUUAAAAUAGAGUGGAUAAAAUAUAUAUGUAUUUUUUUUUUGCUUCUCAAAAGAAUUUAGUUCAAAUUGUUUGCCAACAAAUAAGUUAUUGUUACGAAGUCAGUCCGUGCGAAGAAAUAAAUCGUCUCAAGUAUAGAGAUUAUGGAAAUUAUGUGAUAUCACAUACAAAGUAUUCGAUGAAUUAAUAUUUUUGUAUGAUGUGUAUAAACUGUGUAGUGAUUGAUCUCGUAUUUAUAAAUGUAGAGUUUAUUUUUACGAAUGUGACACUUGCAAAGUUUUUUUUUUUUUGUUGGCCUCGAGACCGUGGUUU
Zerene cesonia (dogface butterfly) is the source of this 2947-nucleotide messenger RNA. Its product is annotated as endonuclease/exonuclease/phosphatase family domain-containing protein 1-like. The coding region runs from base 222 to 1913 and encodes 563 amino acids. The record is from RefSeq and is a predicted model, not a curated record. The transcript has 6 exons. NCBI's taxonomy places the organism in Eukaryota, Metazoa, Arthropoda, Insecta, Lepidoptera, Pieridae.